Molecule: messenger RNA, 1869 nt
Organism: Adineta steineri
Lineage: Eukaryota; Metazoa; Rotifera; Eurotatoria; Adinetida; Adinetidae
Source: the annotation of a GenBank genome assembly
AUGGAGAAAUCAAAACGUCAACAAAGUACAAGUUCAAAUAAUUAUCCUAACCAAAAAAGAAAUAAAACAGAAGUCACGACAGAUCGCCUAUCAACAGAAAUCAUCACAGAUUUUGAAGAUUUGUCCAAUGAAUUAAUUUAUGAAAUAUUUGAAUUAUUAGAUUUCUAUCAUGUUUACCAAGCAUUUUACUCAUUGAAUACACGAUUCAAUAAUCUUAUUACUAAUUCCACUCUACCUAUUGAUAUCAAUCUUUCAUCUAUAUCAAAAUCGAAUUUUGAACAAUACAAUAAAGAUAUCAUUCUACCUAAUAAACAUCGAAUUCAUUCACUUCAUAUAUCGAGUCCAUGUUUAUAUGAUCAUGUUUCUUCACCGAUUCGCAUUCUAUCACAAUUUCUACAUCUAAAAAAACUUACUCUUGAUAACAUAGAAUCUACGUAUGUUGAAUCCAUACUUCCGGUAUUAUCUUCUUUGCCACAUCUCUUCUCAUUAUCUAUCGACGAUGUAGGCUAUAUUCAAAAUGAAACCAUUCUUCACCAACAUAUAUUUAGUUUAUCUGCAUUAAAAUUUUGUCAAUUAUCAUGGAAAAGAUGCUCGCAUUAUAACUUAAAAUCAUUUAUAAUCAAAGAAUCCAGUCCAAUCGAACAUUUAAUCAUUAACGGAACUAUAUUUAUUGAUCAAUUUGCAUGGUUAUUAUCCUAUGUUCCUAAACUUCGUCGUCUCCAUGUCAAUAAUGUAUCCCAUCUCAUAGGACACUCGGAAAAAACAUAUUCAAUAAUAUUAAACAAUUUAACACAUGUGUCACUUGGUUUGGGUUUGAUACACUUCGAUCAAUUUGAACGCAUGAUUACAGAUAUUUUUCAUUCAGUGCGAGUUUUACAUAUUUUAAUACGUUUUGCUGUAGAUGAAAGAUAUACGAAUGCUACGCAAUGGCAACAAUUGAUCUUGUCUCAUAUGCCAAAUUUACGCAUAUUCGAUAUUCGACAUGAACAUUGGCCUAUUCAUACUACUACUACUAUUUUUAAUAAUAACGAUAUUCAUCAGGUGAUAUUCCAUGUGCCUAUUGAACAGUUUAGAUCUCCAUUUUGGGUCGAACGACAAUGGUUUUUUACACAACUAUAUUAUGAACAACAACAUAGUAAUCGAACAAUUUUUCAUUCAACAAAUCCAUAUAGACGAAAGAGUUAUACAUUACGUGGUGGACUUAACGAAAUAAUGGAUCCCAAUACUCCAACAAUUCAUCUAAAAUCUGUUCAAGAUGUUCAAAUUCAAAAUGAAGCUGAACUAGUUAAUUGCAAAUACUUUUUUCCAAAUGUUACUACACUUACUCUGGAAAAUGGUUUUUCAAAUAAAUAUCAAUCGAGUGCAAUCAAUCUCAACCGUGUUUUACCAUUGAUACAUCUUACUAAAUUGAUUCUUGACUGUCGUUAUCUUUCUGUAACAAAUUUAAUUGAAUUAUUACGUUUCGCACCUAAUAUUCAUACAAUAAAAUUCAAUUCACUACCACGUUACAAAACUGAUUCUAAGUCUAUUGAAGAAAAUCAAACUUUUCAAUUAGUAUCAUCUACGAAUAUUAUUACAAAUGUAACUUUUAGAAGACGAUAUGGAUUGGAUAAAUUAAAAGUCCUUAUGGCUUUAUAUCCGCGAGUUCAGAAUCUAACGGUACAUAUCUGUGCACAAGAUUUGAAAACAGCUGUACAAUUUAUAUUAGAAAAACGAAAACAAAAUGCUAACAAAUAUCUCCACUCGUUAUGUUUUAUCGGAGGAAGAAAAAUCUGGAUCAAAAGAAUAAACGCAUUGAUUAGUUCGGAAGCAUUACUUGAUGAUUAUAUGUUGAAAACAGUCGAUAAUAAUCUCUACUUAUGGUGUUAA